GUGCCUGGUGAGCGAGCCUCCCCCAGUCAUGUGAGUGCUGACUGCCAGCAUGGAAGACGGGAGCUGCAGCAGCGCCAUGCGGGCCCUCGGGUAAAGCGGGGGGAUCUCACUGUUUGACCCCUGAGCGGCUGUCAUCAGGCACGCUUCCAGUGACGCGCCUGUGCAGAUCUUUGAGCUCAUCACAUAUUUAAAGACCACGUAACUAUUUGUCUGGUCCUUCCAUCUCGGCAAGGGAGUACAUGGUAUCCUCAGGGUGGACAAAAAUGGUUUCGUUAAACUGCAGUGAACCACUCUCUGCCUCCGAUCUUCUCUCCAAUGCUGCCUCUCCUUGUGGACAGAACAUGGCAGUGCCACAUUCUGGGGAAAUAUCUUUGCUCACACUUCUUGAGAAUGAUGCCAGCCCUUGUUCUCCAUCUCUGGCAGAACAACUUAAUAAAACAAUUGUCUCCAUACAGGAGGAAGGUGAGGAUGAAGGUGGGUUUAAAGAGGUGGAAGGCAUUAUUUUAUCUCAACUAGUGAGAGCAGUGGAGGACCCAAAGGAAACCACACCAAUGACACAUGUAAAGCUCCCAGACUUUUGUGCUCAGAUUUCAGGGGACUUCUCUCCCACACUAGAGGAAAUUGAGGAGUUUUUAAAGGAUAAUAUGGAUCUUAUCAGAGAAGAACUAGUUGAGAAGCAGCCCAUUACUGGUUCAUGGCUUCAUAGCUGCACAGCAAGUGAACAGACUCCAACAACAGAACCAGCGGAGCCAAGUGAGAAUGUGUCUGCACCACUAACACCAGAUACUUCCGUCAGUUCACCUUCCACAACGGGCAGUAUCCCUGUCAUCCUUCAGAUCCAACCCGUGUCUGUGCCUGGUGCUGCGACUUUGCCACAGAGCUCCACAGGUGGUGUACGCCUAACACAACUGGUAAUCAGUGUACAGGGCCAAAGCCUGGCACUGGCCCCAGUUCACGGGCCAGCAUCACCUGGGGACCAGAAGUACGUGAGAAUUGCCCCUCUGCCAGUGGCUGUCCGACCAUUGACAUUAGGAGGAGUAUUUGUGAGUGAAGGACAGCAAAAAGUUCAGAAGGGAGCGCCAGCUGUGAUCAGGGUGCACAAGUGUAGUCAUCCUGGCUGUAACAAGAUGUACACCAAGAGCUCGCAUCUUAAAGCCCACUUCCGACGGCACACAGGGGAAAAGCCUUAUGUCUGCACAUGGCCAGAAUGUGGAUGGAGGUUUUCUCGGUCUGAUGAGCUUUCCCGUCACAAGAGAUCUCACUCUGGGGUAAAACCAUACCAGUGCACUGUGUGCGACAAGAAGUUUGCUCGUAGCGACCAUCUGUCCAAACACAUGAAGAUACACCGUAGCCAGCGGGUUGGUGGAUGCAGGACACCGCGAGCCAGCACUUAACCUCCUCAUCUUCCUUUCAGUUACACCAGCUGGCCAAUGUGAAAUACUUGCUGCUUCCCUCAUAACAUGCCUUCAUUCUUUCAAAGAUGAACUGCAAGAAGGAUUACUGUAGCAAACGAAUGGUUAGGAUCAGAGGGGCCUGGAAAGUAUUAUGUGACCAUGAGUUGCUGGGUCCUCUGACUGUGGUCUUAACUUUCAGCCAAUAGGUCAUGUUUUACUUGAUUACUUUUCAGUAGUAAGUCUCUUAUUUCUAUAUGAGGAGACUUUUGCAAUGAAUCCCUGUGAAUAUUUCCCUACCUCUCAUUUGUUGACUGACUGCCUUGACCACUUGGUUAGUCAGGUCUCUGACAAGUAGAACAUUUGUGUACAAUGCCAUCUGUAAUUUUGUACAGAUUUUACAUAUUGUAAAUGCUGUUACUUUUAUUACACUGUUGUGAUUUGUUCACACACGUGUAAUCAAGCUUCCAUUGCUGUGUGAAUGCAUCUAUAUGUUGUUUGUUUGUUAUUUUUGGAGUGUUUGUCUUAGAAAGAUGAUCAUAUAGUCAUAUAUAUAAAAGAAGGAAAAACACAGUACGUUCAAAGUAUGUGUGUGCACUUAAUACAGAAUUACAAACUACACAAUACCAUAAACCUACAUUUAGGACUGUAUUAUACACACUGGAAGCUGUUACAAACAAAGGAGCCAUUUAUCAAGAAGUUAGCAAUUUAGAACUCAUUGCAUAUGAUAAAUGGUGCUCUAGCUAAUCAGCUCCUAACUGUCAUUGCUUAAACGCAUGACAGGAGCUGAUUGGCUGGAGCACCAUUUAUCAUAUGUCACAAGUUUAAAUUAGCAAAAACCCGUAUAUAAAUGGGCCCCAAAAUAUUUAAUUAAAAUAACACUAGACUUUACUCUGGUAAGGUGUCUCCUAACUGCUUUUAUCAACUAUAGAAUGUACUUUAUUAAAAUUAACAUUACUCUAGAGAGCGUAGAUUUAUUUUGGAUAUGGCUAAAAGGCAAUAUUUCUAUACUAUGAUAAAUUCAAUUUGAAAAUAGUCAUAUGAAAUAGUACACUAUCUUUCACAUCUAUUUUUUACUAUUCAGGAUAUAAUUAACGAUCAUCAAGUCCCUCCCAAGGGGCAUUUUUACUAAGCUUCUACAAAUUAAAAGUGAAAGGUGUUGCCUAUAGCAAUUAAUCAGAUUCUAUGGUCAACACCUUCAUUUGUCUGUUUUAGAAGCUUUAGUAAAUCUACCCCUAAGUCCCAUAAAUGUGAUAAACCUAGUCUUAAGGGGGGUACACACGCAGUGAUACGGGCUCAGCGCAAUGUGUGCUGAGCCCGAUGUGGGCUUAGCACACAUCGCAGCGGGUGUCUGUACACGUGCUGUGAUGUGUGCUAGCCCGAUCCUAACUAGACCGCAAGGCUCAAUGAGAGCCUCGUGAUCUAGCAAGAUUGUUCCUGCAAUCAGGCAAUCUAGCUCGAGCGAUAGUGAUGCGCGGGGUCACACAUCACUGUCGCUUUGGGCAUACACACGGAGCGAUGUGUGCUUAAUUUCAAAGCAAUCUAGUCAGAUUGCCUAGAAAUUAAGUAAAAAUCGCUACAUGUGUACCUCCCUUUAGAGAAGGUUUUACUUCAUUUAUUCAUAAAAAAUUUAGCAAUUGUGUAGAAGGCUUGAAAAAUUUAGUGCACCGUUGCUGUUCUGCUCCUAUUGUAAUACAGACUGUUAUUGAAGCCAGGUGCUGCUAAUCGAUUGUCAUUAUUGAUCAUCACUACAAUCUCUAUACAAGUGAAAGCAGAACCACUGGUAGUUUGGUCUGGAGUAUUUAGGUUUGCGGUAACACAAUGCUAUGGGGGGGGAAACUAUCUGCCAUGAUAUUGAGAAGAAACUGUUGCUUCUCCUCGAUCUGCAAAUGAUUAUAAAGUAAUUUCCAAACUAUUAUUCUAAUGAGCAUUAUAUACAAAGGGAACUGUUUUCCCAAAUUGUUACUUAUGUCCUGGUAUGUAAAAACACAUUUGCAAGAGUCUGUGCUUUGUUUUUCACAUGACUGGAAGUACUCCCGGGCAGUUACACAUUUGCGGGAGGUGCCUUGCCCUGUGGAAGGUGAGAACAGUGUCGACGGACCACAAAUAGUGACUGUUUAAAUGCUUUUUUUUUCUCACUGGACCGACCAGAAAUUCAGCUCAAACCACUUGCAUUCAGUGUCCUCCCAGUGAGUAUAGAUAAGGCAUUCCUCAUGAGGAUUGAUGGAUAAUCUCUUUAAUGUUGUAGUUAGUAAAGGGCAAUGCAUCACAUGUGGCUGUAUAACCACCUAUGUUCACAUACCUGACGUCUUCCCCCAUAAGUUACCUCUGGACUUCUUUUUGUACGUAGAAACAUAACUGUUGAUUACUUGCGAUGUCAAAUAUGUUCUGAUGGAAAAUGUUACUUAAAUUAAUGAUACCAGGUGCUUUUCCUAUAAAACACAUGGAUUGCAGGCUUAGUUUCUCUAGAAUUACUUUAUGUACAUUUCUUAUGUCACAGUGGUUCUAGUUUGGACAAUACUACUCUGCUGGAUUUGGGUUGGGAUUUGGUUCUGUUACAAAACUCCAUAGUCUUCCAAAGGGAUUAAUAUAUUUUGGCAUUUAAAACAUUUUUUCAGUCUAGGCUGUGUGACCAAAACCUUUCGAUCAUUUAGAAUGAAGUCCUGACUUUUUUUUUGCCAACAGAAAUAGGAAGUGCUAAAUGCUAUUAUAUUGCUAUUUUUGGAGCCUCAAGAAACUUUACUGCUACAUCACAUACUUGCCUACUUUUUAAAAAACAUUUCAGGGAGAUUGUGAAAGUAACACCUAUCAGCGUGGACAUGUACUGCUACAUCUGAGAGGCAUGUCCUGAAAAUUGCUUACAUCCAAAUGUAAAUGAGCCCAAAAGUUAGUAUACUGUAUACACAUAUACUGCAAGUGGCCAUAAAAACCCUUAUUUAAAAUGCAUGUAGCCAUAGGGUUCAUUGUGCCUUAUAACCAAUACAGGGAAAUGGCACUGAUGAUCCCAUUUGAAUGGAUAUAUCUCUGAUUUAUUGUUCCCCCCCAAGAAUAUAACAGCUACAUAAUGGGGGUAAGGUACAAUGAGGGAGAUUGCUGGACUAUUCAGGGAGACGGGGAGAUUGCUACUAUUUCAGGGAGUCUCCUGCAGAAUGAGGGAGGGUAGGCAAUUAUGCUACAUCAACAUCUACUUGAGACUAUGUACAACAUUGCAUGGGAGUGUAGUAUGGGCCUAAUUCAGACCUGAUCGCAGCAGCAAAAUUGUUCUGUAAUAGGCAAAACAAUGUGCACUGCAGGGGGUGCAGAUAUAACGUGCAGAGAGUUAUAUUUGGGUGAAUAUUUUGUUCUGUGCAGGGUAAAUACUGGCUGCUUUAUUUUUAACUCUCUCUGCACAUGUUAUAUUCGUCGCACCUGCAGUGCACAUGGUUUUGCUCAUUAGAGAACAAUUUUGCUUCCGCGAUCAGGUCUGAAUUAGGCCCCAAGUGCAAUUCUGAAUUGUAGCCUGAGCCUAGACUUAUAAAGAGGCCUAGGGCCAAAUGUAAUAGAGUGAGAGUUUCAAAAAGUUAGAGAUUUGGUAAGGUUUUUAAUUUUUUUUUUUAAAGUGGUAAUCAUUUACACUGCAAAACUAGGUUGAUCUUGCUGUGUAAAUGAUUGCCACUGCAAAACCUUACCAAAUCUCUCGUUUUUUUGAAACUCUCACUCUAUUACAUUUGGCCCCAAGUGUUCUUGGGCCAUACCCAACUUGCAGUGUGUGUUCACUACAGCUUAUUUUGGCACUUAUGAUAUAGCUUUACUUGUUUUGCGUUUUCUUUUCUUUUUUUAUUACAAAGGCAUUUACAGUAGUUGUCUCGUUCUUCAAAGGGAGUGUGUCACUAGGCAUGGUAAUGCCUGAUCCAAUCUAUUAUAGGAUUAAAGUCCGUAUAAGGGCAAGUAUUCAGCUAGCAGGUACAAGUAAUUUUUUUUUUUUCUUUAUGUAUGCCAAACUCUAUAUUAAGAGGGGAGAUAUAUCAAGCAUUGGAGAGAAAUAAAGUACCACACAAUUGGUUAUGAACUGACCUUUUUUCCUGUAACAUUCAUGGCAGUUAUUAGUUGACUAGUUGCAACUUUAUCUCUUUCCACUUUCUUUCUCUCUCUCCAUGGAUUGAUACAUCUCCCCAUAACAGUUUUGUCACCACUUAUAUAGGACGUCUGAAGUGUCACAUUAUGCACAUUAUCAUUUGUAUUAAAUGUCCUGGCACUUCAUGCAUGUACUAAAGGACAUAUUUAAAUCCAUUUCUUAUGGCAAGUUGGCAACAAGAUCAUUCGGGCUGACUGCUUUCUGGAUCUUUACAUGCAGGUACCUCUCUUGCCUGACUGCUUCACUGAAUCACUGCAGCAAACCAGAACGCCAAUAGCUGAAAUCUAUGUAUACUUUUUAGAAACCAUUGACCCAUAUUGCUGUCCGAUCAUAAGCCAUAAAGCAGGAGAAAUACUAAUAAUAAUUUAUCAAGUAGGGACCUUUAGUUAGAUGAAGAGAGUGGCCUAGCUCUCAGUCAGUCAGUGAUCAUAUGGGUGUAUUUUAGGGGUGUAGUAUGGCUGACCGGGUCAGCAUACCGACGCCGGGAUCCCAGCGGGGAGGGGCGAGUGAAGCAAGCCCCUUGCGGUCGCCACGGGUUCUAUUCCCACUCUGUGGGUGUCGUGGACACCCACGAGUGGAAAUAGUCCCUGUUGGUCGGCAUGCCGACCAUCGGGAUAGUGAGGGGGCAGGAUUUUGGUGGAGGUCAUGUGACCGUCGGUCUCCCGACCGCUGGUCACAUGAAUAGCACCCGUAUUUUAGAAUGUUAUUUAACGAUCUCUAACUGGGCAACAAUGUCACUGUCACAAAUACUUCACACCCAAACGUGCUGCACACAGUGUCUGUACAUUUGAAGCUAUGGACUGAAACUUUACAAAACUGUGUUUUGUUUUCCAAUGAUAGUAGUCAUGAUUUUCCAACCAUUUAACUAUACUAUCAUUCUAAAUUAUUUGGACAAUUUUACUUCCAUUUCCCUAUUAAGAAAAAUUCUAAUAUAAAUAUAUAUAUAUAUAUAUAUGUGUGUGUGUGUGUGUGUGUGUGUGUGUGUGUGUGUGUGUGUGUGUGUGUGUGUGUGUGUGUGUGUGAUAUUCAUUUGUUGAAAUAUAGUUUAAUUAAUGUUGUUACUUAAUUACACUGGUAGCUAUGUAGAACAUUCGGUGACUUGUACAGUAAAUGUUUCCCACAGCCAGCAAUGUCCUUUCUCCAUAGAUUAGCCAUCGUACUACAUGUUUAUGAGGAUCAUUACAAAUUAAUAAAUAUGAAUAAAUCUAUAGUUUCUAUUUUUUUUUCUAAAGGAAAAAAAAAAUAGCAGGUUUCAGUUCUACUAAAAUGCAAACAAAACAGUUAUUUAUGUUCUUAUUUGAUAGUUCCCCUUUAUGGGGGUAAUUCCAAGUUGAUCGCAGCAGGAAUUUUUUUUAGCAGUUGGGCAAAACCAUGGGGGUAAUUCCAAGUUGAUCGCAGCAGGAUUUUUGAUAGCAACUGGGCAAAACCAUGUGCACUGCAGGGGAGGCAUAUAUAACAUGUGCAGAGAGAGAUAGAUUUGGGUGUGGUGUGUUCAAUCUGCAAUCUAAUUUGCAGUGUAAAAAUAAAGCAGACAGUAUUUACCCUGCACAGAAACAAUAUAACCCACCCAAAUCUAACUCUUUCUGCACGUGUUAUAUCUGCCCCCCGCUGAAGUGCACAUGGUUUUGCCCAAUUGCUAUCAAAAAUCCUGCUGCGAUCAACUUGGAAUUACCCCCCAUGUGCACUGCAGGUGUGGCAGAUAUAACAUGUGCAGAGAGAGUUAGAUUCGGGUGUGGUGUGUUCAAUCUGCAAUCUAAUUUGCAGUGUAAAAAUAAAGCAGCCAGUAUUUACCCUGCACAGAAACAAAAUAACCCACCCACAUCUAACUCUCUCUGCACAUGUUAUAUCUGCCUCCCCUGCAGUGCACAUGGUUUUGCACAACUGCUAAAAAAAAUUCCUGCUGCGAUCAACUUGGAGUUACCCCCAAUGCUCAAACAUUUGUGUUAGAUACUAGAAUGUCCAGUGUGCUGUCUGCCAGGACCCAUAUAUUGAUUUUGUUCAUUUCUGAAGCUCUAUACAGGGAGCUUGGUGAUAAUGUUCUGCUAGUGGUAAAAUUGAAGCUGUUGCCUUCAUAAAGUUAUCUAAAAACUUCAGACUGCACUGCUUUAAGGGGUAUUCAACUAGGAGGUGAUCUUCUUGUGCUGGUGUUCUGCCAGUUAUUCUGGGAGCCUUGCAGCCACCAAUGUUACAUGUUGAACUUCCCACCCCAUGGAGAGUGCAGAAAAAUGUGUGAUGUUGGGGCACCAUAAUGUACGCACAUCAAACCACAGACUGCUGUUAAUUGAAUUAACCUCUAAUUGUCUUUAUUUAGAAGUUGCUCAUGUUAUGCUUAUCUUGAGUGAUUCACUGUCAUAGGUUGCCACAAAUCCUAGCUUACAAUUGCAAUAAAACUCUUGACACAAAACAGUUUUGUUUGAAAAGUAAUUUUAAAGGGCGUUUUCUGGUUUUUGUUUUGUAUUUGUUUCAUGUUUAAAUUCUAAAUAUUGUAUAGUUAUUUUUAUAUUCUGAUCUUACAAUGACUAUUUGUCUUAGAGGUUUAAUAAACAUCACAUUUUUUCCCAUGUCCCUUGGCAUAAUAAAUGUUGAUGAUCCUAC
Messenger RNA from Pseudophryne corroboree (corroboree frog), 8100 nucleotides. Its product is annotated as Krueppel-like factor 15. The coding region runs from base 240 to 1394 and encodes 384 amino acids. The transcript is spliced from 3 exons. Gene Ontology annotation, molecular function: DNA-binding transcription factor activity, RNA polymerase II-specific; RNA polymerase II cis-regulatory region sequence-specific DNA binding. Gene Ontology annotation, biological process: regulation of transcription by RNA polymerase II. The record is from RefSeq and is a predicted model, not a curated record. Lineage: Eukaryota; Metazoa; Chordata; Amphibia; Anura; Myobatrachidae.